Messenger RNA from Paramecium pentaurelia, 742 nucleotides. The record is from the annotation of a GenBank genome assembly. Lineage: Eukaryota; Ciliophora; Oligohymenophorea; Peniculida; Parameciidae.
AAUGUUAUUAGCUAAAGAAUUAAAAAACCAUAAUGUUAUUGCAACAGCCAGAGACAUACAUAAGUUAAAAUAAGCAUUACAUGAUUAAAAGCAUUGCAGUUUGGAAUCCUUAGAUGUGAGUAAUGAAGAUAGAAUUAAAUAAUUUAUCACUACCAUUAAAUAACCAAUAGAUAUUCUUGUUAAUAAUGCAGGUAUCAUAGAAACACAAUUACCUAAUAAAAAUAAUCUUGCAUAAUAAGUUUUUUAAGUGAAUUAUUAUGGAGUGAUCAAUCUAACAAGAGCAGUCUUACCCUACAUGAAAGAAAAUGGAAAGGUUUAAAAAAAUGUUAAUAUUAUUUAGAUUAUAGUGAUAUCAUCUAAUUUGGGAAAACUAAGAAUCUAAAAUGCUGUUAUUUAAGAAUAAUUGAAUAAAUGUAAUAAGGAUCAACUUGAGAAUAUGGUUCAAGAAUUUAUUAAGAAUGUAGAUUCAAAGAAUGAUUUUAGGGAAUGGUCUAAAGAAUAUAAAGGAAUUUAUUCAGCAUCUAAAGCUUUAAUAAAUGCUUAUUUUAGACAUGUGUUAUCAAAAGAAGUAAAAUAAUAGGUGUUUUGUAUACAUCCAGGUUGGUUAAAGACAGAUAUGGGAGGACCAAAUGCACCUAAAUAGCCUGAAGAAGGUAUUAUUACUAGUUUAUAUGUUAUCAAUAAUAAAAUAGAUGGAACAGGUUUAUAUUUGAAUGAUAAAUGUGAAAUAGAAGAUUUUUGA